This is a messenger RNA of Lontra canadensis (Northern American river otter), 2668 nucleotides long. Its product is annotated as persulfide dioxygenase ETHE1, mitochondrial. Gene Ontology annotation, molecular function: damaged DNA binding; sulfur dioxygenase activity. The record is from RefSeq and is a predicted model, not a curated record. Lineage: Eukaryota; Metazoa; Chordata; Mammalia; Carnivora; Mustelidae. Gene Ontology annotation, biological process: single strand break repair; base-excision repair; double-strand break repair via nonhomologous end joining. The coding region runs from base 73 to 2535 and encodes 820 amino acids. Gene Ontology annotation, cellular component: nucleus. The transcript has 22 exons.
CCCCGCCCCGAACGCCCCCCAAACUCGGACCUUCUUUCAUCCUUCGCGCCAGGCGAAGCCCAAGACGUUGACAUGCCGGAGAUCCGUCUCCGCCAUGUGGUGUCCUGCAGUAGCCAGGACUUGACCCACUGUGCAGAAAACCUUCUCAAGGCGGACACUUACCGAAAAUGGCGAGCAGCCAAGGCAGGCGAGAAGACCAUCUCCGUGGUGCUCCAGUUGGAGAAGGAGGAACAGAUACACAGCGUGGACAUUGGCAAUGACGGCUCGGCCUUCGUGGAGGUGCUGGUGGGCAGCUCAGCCGGAGGCGCUGGGGAGCAAGACUACGAGGUCCUGCUGGUCACCUCAUCUUUCAUGUCCCCUUCUGAGAGCCGCAGUGGCUCAAACCCCAACCGUGUUCGCAUUUUCGGGCCCGACAAGUUGGUCCGGGCAGCAGCGGAGAAGCGCUGGGACCGCGUCAAAAUCGUUUGCAGCCAGCCUUACAGCAAGGACUCCCCCUAUGGCCUGAGUUUUAUACGGUUUCACAGCCCCCCAGACAAAGAGGAGGCAGAGGCCUCACCCCAGAAGGUGACCAAGCUUGGCCAGUUCCGCGUGAAGGAGGAGGAUGAGGGUGCCAACUCCCUGAGACCCGGCGCCCUCUUCUUCAGCCGGAUCAAUAAGACGCCCCCAGCCACAGCCAGUGACCCGGCAGGACCCAGCUACGCAGCUGCCACCCUGCAGGCCUCUAGUGCCGCCUCUUCAGCCUCUCCCAUCUCCAGGGCAGUAGGCGGCACCUCCAAGCCUCAGGAGUCCCCCAAAGGGAAGAGAAAGUUGGAUUUGAACCAAGAAGAAAGGAAGACACCCAGCAAACCAUCAGCCCAGCCCUCACCACCUGCUGUCAAGAGACCCAAAUUGCCAGCUCCCACCCGCACCCCGGCCACCACCCCAGUCCCUGCCCCAGCACGAGGCACAGUGCCAGGAAAGUCCCGAGAAGGCACUGAGCCCAGAGGACCCCGAGCUGGCCCGCAGGAGCUGGGGAAGAUCCUUCAGGGUGUGGUGGUGGUGCUGAGUGGCUUCCAGAACCCCUUCCGCUCGGAGCUCCGGGACAAGGCCCUAGAGCUGGGGGCCAAGUAUCGGCCGGACUGGACUCCAGACAGCACCCACCUUAUCUGCGCCUUUGCCAACACCCCCAAGUACAGCCAGGUCCUAGGCCUCGGAGGCCGCAUCGUGCGGAAAGAGUGGGUGCUGGACUGUCACCGGAUGCGGCGGCGACUGCCCUCCCGGAGGUACCUCAUGGCAGGACCAAGCUCCAGCAGCGAGGACGAAGGGGGCUCUCACAGCAGCAGCAGCGGGGAUGAAGCCCCCAAGCUUCCCCAGAAGCGCCCCCAGACCAAAACCAAGCCCCCUCAGGCAGCAGGACCCAGCUCACCUCAGAGACCCAAAACCCCAGAAGAGACCAAACCAGCCUCACCAGGACCCCAGGAAGACACUGACACUGAUGGGGAGCAGUCAGAAGAACAGGGCAAUGGGGCAGAAGAUUCUGGGGAUACUGAGGAUGAGCUGAGAAGAGUAGCCGAGCAGAGGGAGCAAAAGCAGCCCCCUGACCAGGGGGAGAAUGGCGAGGACCCGUAUGCAGGAUCCACAGAUGAGAACACAGACAAUGAGGGUCCCCCAGAGUCUCCCGAACUGCCAGUUCCCGAGCUCCCAGACUUCUUCCAGGGCAAACACUUCUUCCUGUACGGAGAGUUCCCUGGGGAUGAACGGCGGAAGCUCAGCCGCUAUGUCACAGCCUUUAACGGGGAGCUUGAGGACUACAUGAGCGACCGGGUCCAGUUUGUGAUCACAGCACAGGAGUGGGACCCCAGUUUUGAGGAGAUGUUUGAGCCCAAGAGCUGCACCUACACCUACCUGCUGGGUGACAGAGAGUCCCACGAGGCCGUUCUGAUCGACCCGGUUCUGGAGACGGCGCCUCGGGAUGCCCAGCUGAUCAAGGAAUUGGGGCUGCGGCUGCUGUAUGCUGUGAAUACCCACUGCCACGCGGACCACAUUACGGGCUCAGGGCUGCUCCGGUCCCUACUCCCCGGCUGCCAGUCUGUCAUCUCCCGCCUUAGUGGGGCCCAGGCUGACUUGCACAUUGAGGAUGGAGACUCCAUCCACUUCGGGCGCUUUGCCUUGGAGACCCGAGCAAGCCCAGGCCACACCCCAGGCUGUGUCACCUUUGUUCUGAAUGACCACAGCAUGGCCUUCACUGGAGAUGCCCUGCUCAUCCGAGGGUGUGGACGGACGGAUUUCCAGCAAGGCUGUGCUAAGACCUUGUACCACUCAGUCCACGAAAAGAUCUUCACGCUUCCAGGAGACUGUCUGAUCUACCCUGCUCAUGAUUACCGUGGGCUCACAGUGUCCACCGUGGAGGAGGAGCGGACUUUGAACCCGCGGCUCACCCUCAGCUGUGAGGAGUUUGUCAAGGUCAUGGACAACCUGAACUUGCCCAAGCCUCAGCAGAUAGACUUUGCUGUUCCAGCUAACAUGCGCUGUGGGAUCCAGACCCCCCCUUCCUGACCUGGUUUUGUCAGGUGCUCAUUUCCGUUAAGAAUGCACUAGGCGGGGUACAGAGAGAGGUGUCAUUGCCAGGCCUCUCUCCUUCCCCUCCCUCACCAGCCCCUGAGCUUCUCAAAUAAAUAAAUAAAAAUUA